AUGACAUCUCCCGGAGUUCCUCCCGCCAGCGCAAACAACAGCAGCACAACAAUCAAGACCCGGUUCUGCAUCAUAUCCGACACACACACGCAAGCUCCGCUGCCCGUCCAGGCUGUGCAAGAUGCAUACCGCGAGCCUCUCCCCGCGGCAGACGUGCUCCUGCAUGCCGGCGACAUCACCAAGAUCGGAUAUCUCACCGAAUACGAGAAGAUGCUGGGCAUGCUCAAGGCCGCGGAUGCGGAGUUGAAGCUCGUCAUUGCGGGCAAUCACGAUAUCAGUCUAGAUGAAGAAUAUUAUGCCAAAUACGGAGAAACAAAGCACCGCUUCGUGACGGAAGAUGUGAAGAAGUGCCGACAACUCUGGACGAGCGAGGAGGCGAAGCAGGCGGGGGUUAUAUAUCUCGAGGAAGGCACGAACAGUUUUGAGCUGAAGAAUGGUGCCAAUUUUACGAUAUAUACCUCUCCGUAUACUCCCGAGUUCUGCAACUUUGCAUUCGCAUACGACCAUGACAUUGACCGGUAUAACCCUCCCUCUCACAUCUCUUCCAACACCGCAGACCCAAGCACAUCGGCAACAACAACGACGACGACCACAACAACGACAGCCACAAGUACAGGUAUCCCUACCAUCAAACGACGAACAGGCUACACUCCCCCCACGCCCGUCCCGUCUCAUCCUCAGAUCGACAUCAUGAUGACCCACGGCCCGCCAUACGGCCGCAUGGACGCGACCACGCGCGGAGAAAACGUCGGGUGUCCACAUCUCUUGCGCGCCGUAGAGCGGUGUAGGCCCCGAUUACACGUGUUUGGACAUAUCCACGAAGGAUGGGGCGCCGAGAGAGUUACAUGGAGCAAUAGUAGUACAGACGCUGAAACUGGUUCUUCCUCUUCUGCGUCGAGUGCUCCUGCUGCCGCCGGGAUCAAAAAUGUCCAGACGCUAGAGCAAGAUAGAAAGGAAGUGGUCCGGAACAGAUGCGCUCAAGUCGAUGUCAGUUCCUCGAGUGGCAAAGACCCGUUACGGUUCGGGCAGGAAACGCUCAUGGUCAAUGCGAGUAUUAUGAACGUGCGAUAUAGGCCGGUCAAUGCGCCGUGGCUGGUCGAUUUGGAUUUGCCCCGGAGUUAG
This is a messenger RNA of Xylona heveae TC161, 1122 nucleotides long. RefSeq lists its product as hypothetical. Gene Ontology annotation, molecular function: hydrolase activity. The record is from RefSeq and is a predicted model, not a curated record. The coding region runs from base 1 to 1122 and encodes 373 amino acids. The transcript is spliced from 2 exons. Lineage: Eukaryota; Fungi; Ascomycota; Xylonomycetes; Xylonales; Xylonaceae.